AUGGCCCGGGAGCAGGACCUACCUAGGGCAUGGGCGGCCGGGAGCAGCACCUACCUAGGGCAUGGGCGGCCGGGAGCAGCACCUACUAGGCAUGGGCGGGCCGGGAGCAGGACCUACCUAGGCAGGGCGGCCGGGACACAACUACCUAGGCAUGGGCGGCCGGAGGCAGCACGCUACCUAGGGCAAAAUGGCGGCCGGGAGCAGGACCUACUAGGGCAUGGCGGGGCAUGGCGGCCGGAGCAGGAACCCUACCUAGGGGCAGGCCGGGAGCGGCCGGGAGGCAGGGCAGGCGCCGGGACAGCACCUACCGUAGGGCAUGGCGGGCCGGGGGAGCAGGACUUACCUAGGGCAUGGGCCAUGGGCAGCCCAGGAGGCAGCAGCAGCCUACCUAGGGCAUGGGCGGCCGGGAGCAAGCACCUACCAUAG
Messenger RNA from Penaeus vannamei (Pacific white shrimp), 426 nucleotides. The record is from RefSeq and is a predicted model, not a curated record. NCBI's taxonomy places the organism in Eukaryota, Metazoa, Arthropoda, Malacostraca, Decapoda, Penaeidae.